AUCGAAUAUACACACAGUACUACUUGAGUUAUAUAAUACAGUAUUACUUUUAAACUUCUUUGGAAUUUCUAAUGAAUCGAAUAAAUGAAUUAAUUCCUUACUUAACUAAUGGUUUAAUUGAAUAUGAAACACAAAAAGUGGUUCAAAUUCAUUCAAAGAAAAUUGGCAUAACAUUUAGACUGAUUCAACUGGGAAUUAUCCUUUAUGUUAUACUAUGGGUUAUGCUGUAUGAAAAAGGCUAUCAAUCAUUUGAUCAAGCAGUGAGUGGAGUAACUGCUAAACUAAAAGGUGUAGCAUUCGCCAAUGUGACAAGUAAUCCUGAAAUUGGCGCUAGAGUCUGGGAUGCAGGAGAUUAUGUGAUACCACCACAACAGAAUUCUGCUUUCUUUGUCAUGACAAAUGUUGUUUAUACAACAGGACAAACGCUGGGUAUCUGUGAGGAAUCACAUGAUGUACUUGGCAACAGUUGUCAGAAUGAUACACAUUGUCAUGCUGGACAGUUAGUUUUACGUGGUAGUGGAAUACAAACUGGCCGGUGUGUCAAUUCUACAAGACAAGCCAAUCUGAGUGUAUGUGAAAUUUAUGGAUGGUGUCCUACAGAGUAUGAUAUCACCCCAAGACCGCAUUUAUUAGGUUCAGCUGAAAAUUUCACAGUCAUGAUUAAAAACAACAUUGAAUUUCCACGUUUUCGAGUGAAGCGUAGAAAUAUCUUAAGUUGGAUGAGUCGUUUAUUCCUGAAAACUUGUCUAUAUGAUCCAAAUGAUGAGAAACUUAAAUAUUGUCCUAUAUUUCGACUUGGUGAUAUAUUAAAGUAUUCUGGUUCAACUGACAAGGAUAUCUGGGAGACUGGUGGAAUGGUAUCUAUUCACAUUGAAUGGAAUUGUGAUUUAGAUUUCGGUGAGGAGAACUGUUUACCGAAAUACAUAUUUCGUCAAUUUGAUGAUUUUAAAUUGAAUGUAGCUAAAGGCUGGAAUUUUCGUUUCAGUAAUCACUACAUUGAUAGUGGUAUGCGUAAACGUAAUAUGGUUAAAGCCUAUGGAAUACAAUUUUUUAUCACAGUCUAUGGAAGUGGUGGCAAAUUUGAUGUAUUAACAUUUUCAAUGAAUUUAGGCUCUGGUCUGGCCUUACUUGGCAUAGCUACUAUGCUGUGUGAUUUAAUUGUGCUAAAUAUGACAAGUAAAAGAGGCGUGUAUCGGAAGGCAAAAAUUGAUUUCAUCGCUGAAAAGAAGAAAUUAAAACAAAAUGAAAAAGGUGUUAAAAAUCUUCAGCUUCCUACUCUUGCAUCGUCUGCAACGACAGAUUCUGAAAAAAAGAGUGAAUUGAUUGUACGACGUCAUCUUGACUUUCUAAGAACACCAGAAGCAGAACAGCCACCUUCAUUCCCUCAUAUAAAUUCAUUCAAUGUUCAGCCUAAUACACUUACAGUCAAAUCGCCAAAUAUAAGACCAGUAGAUAUGAAUUUCGCCAUAAAAUUGAAAGGGAAUCCUCCCGCCUUCACACAGUCAAGUUUUUCUACAUUUAUAACACCAGGAAACAGAAGUUUAUCCUCGGGAGGAAAUCAUUUAUCCAAUGGUAAAGCAGACAUAACUUCAAAUCAAAGUUACACUGGAAAUAACUUAAAAAAAUUUUUAGUUGCACCCACAAAUACAAUUCUGGUGAGUUCUAACAUAAGAAAUAUGGUUACUAAAUAUUAAGUAAAAGUUAACUGUAUCAACAGUCGAAGAUGUAUUAUUGAUUUCGAUUGUAUCACAUUUCGAUUUACUGAAAUCUUGUCACAAUGCCAGUUAUAAAUGAAGUCAUGCAUCAACUGUAUUUCAUGCUGUGGUUUAAAUAUAAAAAUGGGCUUGCGUAUUAAUGUUAUUAUCAGGGAUGCAUGUAAUAACUAAAGAUGAUGCAAGUACGCGAAGUCUAGGAGGCAUUUCACCUAAACAACACAAACAAGGCUUGUGUUAUUUUUCCUUUAAAUUGUUCCACUAUCUUCAUACUACUUAUUUGUGUCAGUAGCUGGUAACUGUUUUACGAUUUUUCAGUAGCGCAG
Molecule: messenger RNA, 2038 nt
Organism: Trichobilharzia regenti
Lineage: Eukaryota; Metazoa; Platyhelminthes; Trematoda; Strigeidida; Schistosomatidae
Source: the annotation of a GenBank genome assembly